This is a messenger RNA of Monodelphis domestica (gray short-tailed opossum), 4858 nucleotides long. It is a transcript of the gene MGRN1, whose product is annotated as mahogunin ring finger 1. Gene Ontology annotation, cellular component: early endosome; nucleus; plasma membrane. Lineage: Eukaryota; Metazoa; Chordata; Mammalia; Didelphimorphia; Didelphidae. Gene Ontology annotation, biological process: endosome to lysosome transport; negative regulation of G protein-coupled receptor signaling pathway; protein ubiquitination. Gene Ontology annotation, molecular function: ubiquitin protein ligase activity. The record is from RefSeq and is a predicted model, not a curated record.
GUGGCGUAGGGGCCAGGCGCCGCGAUGGGGGUGGGGGAAAGGGGGCCGAGCCGCCACCGCCGUCGCCGCUGUCGCCGCAAUCGCUGUGGGUGUUUGCGUUUGGGGCCGGGCUGCUUGGACCAUCUCUGGGACAUGUCCACUUGAGGAUCUCCCGGCACCCCUCGGCCGUCCGGAGCCUCCGUCAGCCCUUCCUCCACCCCUGGCGCCAUGGGGUCCAUCCUGAGCCGCCGGAUCGCCGGGGUGGAGGACAUCGACAUCCAGGCAAACUCGGCCUAUCGGUACCCUCCCAAGUCCGGAAACUACUUUGCCACACACUUUUUCAUGGGAGGUGAGAAAUUCGACACACCCCACCCUGAGGGUUACCUCUUUGGAGAAAACAUGGAUCUGAACUUCUUGGGCAACAGACCAGUGCAGUUUCCCUAUGUCACGCCUGCUCCCCAUGAACCUGUGAAGACCCUGCGAAGCUUGGUGAAUAUUCGUAAAGACUCUCUACGACUUGUUAGGUACAAAGAUGAUACUGACAGCCCAACAGAAGAGAAUGAGAAGCCAAGGGUCACAUAUAGCCUGGAGUUCACGUUUGAUGCCGAUGCUCGAGUUGCUAUCACAAUAUACUGCCAAGCAAUGGAGGAGUUCAUGAAUGGGAUGGCAGUAUACAGCACAAAGAAUCCUUCUUUGCAGUCCGAGACAGUCCAUUAUAAGAGAGGAGUGAGCCAGCAAUUCUCCCUUCCUUCUUUCAAGAUUGAUUUCUCAGAAUGGAAGGAUGAUGAGCUGAACUUUGAUCUGGACCGGGGCAUAUUUCCAGUAGUGAUCCAGGCUGUUGUAGAUGAAGGAGAUGUUGUGGAAGUAACUGGUCAUGCCCAUGUGCUAUUAGCUGCUUUUGAGAAGCACGUUGAUGGCAGUUUCUCUGUGAAACCUUUAAAACAGAAACAGAUUGUGGAUCGAGUCAGCUACCUCCUCCAAGAAAUCUAUGGUAUUGAAAACAAAAACAACCAGGAAACCAAGCCCUCUGAUGAUGAGAACAGUGAUAACAGCAAUGAAUGUGUCGUGUGCCUGUCUGACCUUCGAGACACUCUGAUCCUUCCCUGCCGACACCUUUGCCUUUGUAACUCAUGCGCUGAUACCCUGCGAUAUCAAGCAAAUAACUGCCCCAUCUGCAGGCUGCCUUUCCGGGCCCUCCUACAGAUCCGGGCAGUGAGGAAAAAGCCAGGAGCGCUGUCCCCUGUCUCAUUCAGCCCUGUCUUAGCACAGAGCAUGGACCAUGAUGAACACUCUUGUCCCUUUAAAAAAUCAAAGUCGAACCCUGUCUCAUUGGCCAGCAAGAAACCUAAAAGGGAAACAAACUCUGACAACAUCCCACCUGGAUAUGAGCCCAUCUCCUUGCUGGAAGCUCUAAAUGGCCUUCGCUCCAUCUCUCCAGCGAUUCCUUCAGCUCCUCUUUAUGAAGAAAUUACUUAUUCAGGGGUUUCCGAUGGGCUCUCUCAAGCUGGUUGUCCUCUUGCUGGACUUGAUAGAACCUUGGAGAGCAGCCUUCAAAAGAGCAAGCCAAACAAGUCUCCAGAUAGCACAUUACGUUCCCCAUCAUCUCCGAUCCACGAAGAAGAUGAAGAGAAAUUGUCUGAAGAUUCCGACUCGCCUCCCCCACUAAGUGGUGCUGAGCUAGUCCUCCGGGAGAGCAGCUCACCAGAGAGCUUCAUAACUGAGGAAGUUGAAGAGGUGCCAUCGCUAAAGCAAGAGAGCCAAGCUCCAUCCAUAGAAGAUGUCUUACAGGACAGCAGUUCUGAGCACAGAAGCCUUAAUCAACCUGGGACUGACCCUCCAGCUGACAUAUACCUACCAGGAAGUUCAGCCUCAAUGGAGACUCCCCAAAGCCACAAUACGAAUGGUUCUACUCGGCCUCCGCUCAGUGACCCCAACCCUGAAUAUCAGGAGGCUGAACUGACUUCUCUCUAAGAUCUCAGCCAGGGAGUGGUUUGGAGCCUUCAGCUCAUUAGGCCUUUGUGGAAGGGCCUUUCGAUCUGGACACCAAAAUACACGCACAGACUCUCCUCUCUGCAUCCAUCCUCUGUGGGAAGACUGGGCUCCGAGAUGCCACACAGACUUUGACCGAAAGAGCACAGCUAACCUUACGUUCUGAUUACUUCCCUUUUUGUAUGUUAAAUUUAUUUGUAAAUGGUACAAGAUGAAGGACAGCAGCUUUUAUUGUGGAGCCAUCAGGGCUUUUUCUUCUGCAAUGCCCCAUUGGCUGGGGUAGCCAGGACUCAGGAGGUAUUUCCUUCCCAGAGAACGGAAGUAACUGUUUCUAAGGCCAACCUGGAGUUGGCACCGGUUGCAUUUUUAAAGCCUGCCAUAUUUCUGAAACUUGGGGUUCUGGGCUAGUAAGCUCCCUAAGGUGGCAUUUUAUCUCCACAGAGGAUCUUAGGGAGUAGGUGAGACAUUUUCCUCAAAGGUGGUUUUGAAGGGGGAUUUUAACUUUGUUUGAGGGUGGGGGGGGGUGGGAGGAACCUUACAAAAGAAGAAGGGGAAUCAAAUCAAAGUCUAUGAAGGAAAAUAUAGUGUAUAUUUUGUAACACACAAUGGCUCAUAGUAGCCUUUUGCUGUUGCUGGUGUUUGCAUUGUCAACAUGCUUGUUUGUCACAGGCAUGACCCUACUGCCUGUGUAGUGUCUUCUCAUUCAUGCCUCCUUAUGAUGUGGCCGUACUCUCUGCUUUUUAUUUCAGCUGUUGGCCAUUUGGGCUUAAGGCAAUUAGUCCUUUCCUCCGAAGGGAUUCUAAGAUCGUUUAUUUUCACCAGGAUUUUUCAGGGAGAGAGUUCAUCUAGUUGGAGGACAUUGAUUUCCAGAAGCAAAACCGAUUCUGCCAGGUCUGUUUAAUGACCUACAAGCCCCCACGGGAUGCCCGAGUUAAAAACAGUGUCCUCUGCCCUGGGAAGGUAGUUCUGACCACAUGAAUUGUAGUUAAACUACCAGGAAAGUCUCUAGAUGUUAUCCUCAUGUGGUUUGGCCUUCCUUGCAAGCUCCCUGGCAUGGGAUCUGUAGUUUGGAAAUGAAGUUUGGUUGGGAUCAAAAGCACAGAAAAGGAAGAUUUGGUUUUAAACGAAGUCAGCACUUUGCCUGCCAUGUGCACCUCCUCCUGGUUAGGUGCCUUUCUUUCUCCGAGUGUUGAACUUCAUAAAAGUUGCCAGAAUAUCUAAGUCAUGCAGUAGAUUUAGGAAAUCCUUGGAAAUCAGCAGCUGCCAAACUGGCACAGCCAGGCCUGAAACAGGCUCUUUCCCAUGGAGAGAGCACCGGAUAGACUUCCUGCUCUUAGAGUCUAAUAUUUCUCUGUCGGUUUGUAGGCCUCCCCUGUCUCAGGCUCCCCUGCCCCACUGUUAACAGGUCUGAGUAGGUUUCAGUAGCCUUGUGAGACGCCCCUUCCAGGGGGCAGUCGAGAUGCAUCGCUUCCAAGAGAGCCUUUUCUGCACUAUCAUUUAAAUGGAGAUGUCUUGGCCGAAAGGAAACAUUUCAUAAACGUCGUUACUCACUGUACGUUCACUAUACCAGCAGAGUGACGGGGCCCUGGUUAGAGAGAGCAUAAAUGGGCCUCGAGGGGCCUAGCUGGAGUAACUCCAGAAAUGGCCUGGGCCUCCGUUCUUAGUUCUGCUCCAUGUGCCACAGCAGCCAAACAAGGCAAAAGCAGGUGCCUCCGCAGGCACACGUUCUUACUUAGCCCUGGGCAGAUGUUGUUCUGGUUCAUAAGCGACGUCCUCUAAAUGAACUGGAAUGGCUAAGCCCUGUCCUCCGGUAGAGUUUGCUCAUGGUUCCCUGUCCUGGCCCUCAGGAUUUAGAGACUGUAGGCAGACGGCUUUCAGAACGAGACUGGGCUGCUCAGAAAGAGAGCCCCCAUUGGGACCCUUUCCUGGACCAGAAUUCAGGCCCCUCCCCCGAGUUCUCUCAAGCGUUUGUUUAGAACUUUUUAGGGAACCUGAAGCACGAGCCUCAUGCCCCAAGCUGAAGUCACAUUCCAAGGCUAUUCCCUGAGGAGUCUUUUUCAGGUCAUUAAAUAGUCCUGCCUAGACUGUCACCAAGACCCUGCUGGCUGCCUGGAAUGCGAAGACCCUUCAGUGGGGCCGUGGCAGUCCUCACCAGCUAACCCCCAGCUAAGAAGGCCUCAGGCCCGGCCUCCUGUUUAGGCUGCAGUCACAAGAAACAAGGCAUGGCCCCAUAGUGAAUACUGCUGGGGUACAACAGACAAUAGUUACGUUCGCUUGAAACGAGUUGCUAAACCGCAGGUACAGAUGUCCAUCUGAGAAGACAGAGGCAGCAGAGUCCAGAUGGUGGAAAGCCGGACUAACUGGCCCCCGGCAGUGGCCUCACAGCCUGUGUGUGUGUGUCAGCCAAGGUCCAUAUUUGUGUUCUCUGUCCUCAUGGAUGCAUAGAGUUUGGGCCAGAGAUCUUGUACUGGGUGCCUUGUUUUGCACAGGGGGACAGACUGGAGUAGAGUUGUGUACUGAAGACACUAACUUCUUUUUUUUCCUGUAAUUGCUACUUGUGAAUCUGGCCGUGUGGCCGCUACUCAGGGCUCUUUCCGGCCCUGAAGACAGACUGCUUUGUGCACAUAGCUUUCCCCACGGCGCCCCAGGCUUUUCCCUGUCCGGUCCCUCCCCCCAGCUGCCCCUGGACACAGUCCAGAUUUCUCCUUCCUGCACGCCGCUUCCCUCUUUCCCCAUCAAGCCCUUCCUCUUCAAUUUUGGUGCCAGUACUUUGUCUAAGGGAUGAACCGCAGAUUGGCUCAUCUUGGAAAUGUGCUAUUAUUUGAUGUAGUCUGAUUGAUUAGGUUUUUGUUUGUUUAUAUAUUUAUAGUAAUAAAUUCAUGCAGCAAUA